AUGUUUCUGGAAAAGAUUUUCGUCUUCCUCUGGUUUUGGCACUGCAUAAUCGGUAUAAUUACGCUCUUCAGUUUCUUCAACUGGUUUCUGCGGAUGGGCUUUGCACGCUAUCGCCUGAAAUUUAUUCGAAAGUUCCUUAAAAUCAUGGCAGUACUGAAGGACACAGAUAAGGCCGCAUCACAAAAAUUUGUGGAGAACUUUCUUCGUCCAGACGGCGUCUUUCUUAUCCGUCUGAUAUCCAUGAACGUCGGUGACAUUAUAGCUGGCGACCUUGCCUGCGAACUAUGGCACAUAUAUCGGCAUAAACGCAUGCAGAACACGGAGGAAAUGAAAUAUAUCGAGACUAUGCCACCUCUGCCGAAUUUCCUUGGUCAGCAAACACUGGGAAGACCGCCGAAUUUGCCGCAUGAGGAAUUCAGCGUAAUAUCUGCACCACCGAGGGAGAAAAUCAUUUUUUCUAUGAGCAAUGGGAACGAUGACAGUAUCGUUUGA
Dibothriocephalus latus is the source of this 492-nucleotide messenger RNA. The record is from the annotation of a GenBank genome assembly. Lineage: Eukaryota; Metazoa; Platyhelminthes; Cestoda; Diphyllobothriidea; Diphyllobothriidae.